GAAGAGCUGUGGAGAAGCAUGGUGAGAAAGCCGCCUAGCCCUAACUCCAUUCUGUAUUGUCUUUGCAAACAGUAGAUUCGCCUGCUAAUGACUCACCCAGUGGAACAGCCCCAACAGCACCAGAAGCCACCAGCGGGCAGGACCAGGCUCCAGCAGCCAGUGUCACCACAGAGGCUACAAUUACAGCCCAGCAGAGCACAGGCCUCCCCUCCAAGGCCCCAGUCAAGACGAGCACCCCUGAUGUGUCCAAUGACUCAGGAACUACAGCCCCAGUUCAGCAAGACAAAGCGACCAUUACCAUGCCUGGAAAAGGAGACUCAGGCAACCCUACUGCCACCAGCGACGAUCCCAACGGCAUGAAAGAUGCAGCUGGCACUACAUUUGCACCCUCCAUGACCACAGCUCAAGCUGAUGCCACCACCAGCCAGGAUGGAGCAAAAGAUCCAGCCACAUCUGGGGACCAAAGUAGCCACAGUGAGACCACAGACGUCACAGCCACUAGGGCAGAACAUCUGACGACCCUUCACCCUACAAAUCCAGUUAGCACCCCCCAACCCACUCAGAUGCAUCCUGUGGCCAUCCCAACAAGCUCAGGGCAGGACCAUCUUAUGACAGCUUCAAGCGGUUCAAGCACCGCGGCUGGCCCUGACCACACCUUCACAGGCCCUGGGAUGACCACCACACUACUGUCAUCAGUUCCCUCGCAAAGAACUCAACAGACCUCCAGCCAGAUGCCAGCCAACUCUACAGCCCCCCUCUCCCAGGGGACAGUGCAGCCCACGAGCCCAGCAAUGGCAUCGAGAACGUCUCCCCUCCCAGAGACCACAAGCUCCAACCCCACAGCAGGGUCUACUACCCACCAAGUCCCCAAAACACCUUCUCUCACCUCGGCUCAUGGGAAUAACUGGGUAACUCCAGCAGGAGUGGGGCAGAUAAAGUGUGAGGCUCCUGAAACACCGAAUGAGAAGCAGCUCAUCCUGAACUUCACAGGAAACGUCCGCUGUGCAGGGGGCCCUCCAGAUGAGAAACUGGUCACACUGAUAUGCCGAGCAGUCAAAGCCACCUUCAACCCGGCCCAAGAUGAGUGCAGCAUACGGGUGGCACCUGUUCUAGGAAGUCAGGCAGUGGCCAUCAAAGAAAUCACUAUUCACACAAAGCUCCCUCCCAAGGAUGUGUACGAGCGGCUGAAGGACAAAUGGGAUGAACUAAAGGAGGCAGGGGUCAGUCAUAUGCAGCUGGGGGAUCAGGGGCCACCGGAAGAGGCCGAGGACCGCUUCAGCAUGCCCCUCAUUAUCACCAUCGUCUGCAUGGCAUCCUUCCUGCUCCUCGUGGCAGCCCUCUAUGGCUGCUGCCACCAGCGCCUCUCCCAGAGGAAGGACCAGCAACGACUAACAGAGGAGCUGCAGACAGUGGAGAAUGGUUACCAUGACAACCCCACACUGGAAGUGAUGGAGACCACUUCUGAGAUGCAGGAGAAAAAGGUGGUCAGCCUCAAUGGGGAGCUGGGGGACAGCUGGAUCGUCCCUCUGGACAACCUGACCAAGGACGACCUGGAUGAGGAGGAAGACACCCAUCUCUAGUCCAGUCUAACAGUGGCCUCCAGCAGCACCACAGAGCUCCAGACCGACCACCCCAAGUGCCGUUUGGAUGGGGAAGGGAAAGACUGGGGAGGGGGAGUGAACUCUGCGGGGUGCCCCUCCCAAUCGCUCCAGAGCCUUAAAUUUUCCUUUUUUGAGCUGAACAAAUCACAUUCUGUCCAGAUUCCUCUUGUAAAAUACCCAAUAGUGCCUGAGCUCAGUGCUGCUGGAUGAUGAGGGAAAUCAAGAAAAAGCCACGUAUAAGGGACUUUAAGAGAUCAACUAGUGGAAUCCCUUCAUUCCGCAGCGGGAUUACUGAGACCUGAAGAGGGUAAGUGAUUUGUCCAAGGUCAGAGCCACUUGGUGACAGUGUCAGGACGAAAACCAUUUGCACCAUGCCACGCUGCUGUGUUCACGUGUCCUCCUGCCAGAGCUGUCCCCGGCAGGGGUGAGACUCUAGCAGGUGGCUGGUCUGGAAAGGAGGGCAGGGCUCCAUCUCGGCUCGGUGGGAUCUGAUGACUUGAAAGUCCAGCUCCUAAGUUUUCCUUCUCCUACUCCAGCCUCAUGUACCCAUUUUCCCACCUCGUGUUCUUCCCCCUCCCUGUGCUCGGUGUUUGUUCCCACUUACUCUGUCCUGGGGCCUCUGGGAUUAGCACAGGUUAUUCAUAACCUUGAACCCCUUGUUCUGGAUUCUAAUUUUCUCACAUGUGCUUCGUGAGAUUGGGGCUUAACCCACACAGGACUCCCUGCAUGAACCAGGUCUGCUUUGGGGACCCAUGUGCAGGUCCUCCUCUAGAAGGAGAGGCUUUUCAGGCUGGUGUCUCAGGGCAGCUGAUUAGGGGGUCAGCAGGAACACUGGCCCAUCGCCCCGGCCCUCCUUGCAGAGGCUCCCCACAAUCUUCUUUGACCUUCCAUUUUCACCAGGGACUAAAAUCUGCCAUAGCUACUGAAAGCAGUGUUCCUUUUGUUGUUCACUGCUCAGCUGAUGGGAGUGAUUCCCUGAGACCCAGUGUAAAAGAGCAGUGGCUGUGGGAGAGGCCUUCCUAGGGGCCCCCGCCCCAUCAGCGAUGUCUUCAGAGACAAUCCAUUAAAGCAACCAGGAAGGACAGGCUUUCCUCUUUAUUUCAUAGGAAACUCAGGGACAUUUCAAGUUGCUGAGUUUGUUUUCUAACCCAGCCCUCCACUGCCAAAGGCCAAAGCUUAGAUAGUUGGGGACGUCCAGUUAGCUCAUCUCGCUCAUUCUGGUUCUCCUGUACCACAGGGAUUGAGGGGCCUGGACGUUAGGUGCAUGAAGAGCAGCCUGGGGGACAGACUGUUCUGGGAACUCUCAGUGUCCUGGCUUGGAGCUAUGCCUUGCUGUUUCCUCUUCUCUGUGGUCCUAGUGGGGCUGCUGCAGUUCUCUUGCAGUUUCUGGUGACAUCGUGGGGAAGCACAAAGCCAUGUCUUUUCCCUAAUAUAGGAUUUUUACAGGCUCAACAGUUAGUUGCCAUGCAGAAGGCUCCUAAGCAGUGGGCAUGGCGAGGUUUCAUCUGAUUGGGAAGGGGGAAUCCUGUAUGGAAUUUUGAACUUUCACCAUGGUCUCCAUUGUGCUGGGCGUAAAUUCCCUGGGACCAAGUAGGAAAAUGGGCAGAACUACUUAGGGGAAUGAAAACUGCCAUUUUUUCAGGGUCUUAAGAGUCAGGCCCAGGCUGCAGUAGUUCUGUGAAAUAGGUUAUCUGCUUGGGGAUGGCUUAUUUUUUGAAAGGGUAGGGGGAGGGGCUGGGGAAGCCUAAUUCCUUCCUUAUAGCCUGUAGCCAUCUGAUAUCCUAGGGAAAGGAAGGCCAAGGGUUCACGUAGGGCCCCAGCGAGUUUCCCAGGAAUUAGGGGGAUGCGAGGCUAACAAGGUCCCAAAACAUCUGCCCUGAUUCUCUAGUGUUUGGCGGUAGGCAGGAUGGAGAACAGCGCCCGUUUGGGGGAAAACAGGAAAUCUUGUAAGGCUUGAUGAGGUGUUUGCUUCCUUCUUGCCAAGCAAUAGGUUCUUUCUACCCAGUAGGUUUCUGUCAUGGUCCCCAUGGGAGAGGCCAGACUAGACUAUUCCUCCUUUGCUGACACGGGGUCACAGUUCACCAGCCAGGGCUUUCGACAGAGACAGCAAAUAGGCCUCUGCAAAUUGAUCGAAGGCUGCAACCCUAAGGCCUCUUAGAGACAGCUGAUGACUGGCAAGGACUAGAGAGCAGUUGUGCCUGGUCAGGUCAGUCACAGCUCCUGACUCUCCAUCACUCUGUCCAGGGAGAACCCGCAGAAGCUUUAGGCUGAUUCAGAGGUUUCUUCUUUAUAUUAUUUGUCCAAACUGUGUUAGUCUAGUCUUAGGGCAGCUUCAGAAGCUGACACCUUGCCUUGCUCUUGCCACCAGGACACCUAAGUCAACAGGCCAAACAGCCAUGCAUCUAAAGGUCACCAUCUUCCACCACCUUUACUGGGUUCUAAAUGCUCUCUGAUAAUUCAGAUUCUGGGUCCUGGAAGAGGUAAGAGGAACACUAGAAGCUCAGCAUGACUUUUAAGCAGGUUGUACCAAAGAGAGUUUAGUGGCAAACUAUGGUUUCCCCAAGCUGCAGAGAAGACCAGAAACCAUGAAUAUGACUGAAAGCCUACUGUCACGUGAGUGGGGAGAGAAGCAGCAAUGCUGAUGAAGGAGAUGCAGAAAAUUCUUUGCAUCCUAAGAAAAUACGGGUUUAAUCUAGUCUAGACACCAGGUUUUUGUCCCUCUUGAUAAGGAAAGCUAACAAAGUUUAUUUAAACUACUUCUUGAUCUUUAUCUAUCUUUUUUGACAAAAUAUACUGGAGAAACUCUGAAGAACAAGUUCAAACUGAUACAUAUAGACCUGUUUUUUGGAUAAUGUAAAUACCAUGGCCACAUGUUAAUCCACCCUGCAUUGCUUUAAGUGAACCUACUUUGAAAAAACAUGUUAGCUGCGUGAUGGCCAAAUUUUUUCUCUGAACAGGAAUGUAAAUGUCUUACUAGAAAUGACAAGUUUUUUAUUUUUUAACAAAAAAUGAAAUAUUAAGAUGAGCUUAUGACAAAGUACUUGUCUUGUAGAUCAGGUGUUUUUUUUUUUUUUUUAAUUUUAAAAUGUGACCUUGCUCCCUCCCCAGCCCCAUUAUAGUAAAGGUUGGCGUCAAUAUGCUCUGGUUGGCAGGCAACUUUCUAGUCAUGAGAGAGGGAUUUCAAGUGCUAGUCCAGUCUUUUUCUACAGAUAAGAGAAUGUGAAGCCCACAAAGAUAAAGUGACUUGCUCGAAGUCCAUGGUUUGGGACAGAAACAAACAAGAUUAAAACCUGGAUCUACAGACCAGUGCUGUGUGCCUCAGAAGGAAUAAUCAGUAAAUUAAGAAUUGCUACUCGAAAGCACCAAAAUGACACAAAGGACAGAAUUUCUUUCCCGAUUCUUACCCUAGCAAGGCUAGGGAGGGCACGAACACAAAAACAGGAACCUGGUCUUCUAUAUUUUCUCUGAAUCUUUUAGGUUUAAGAUGUAAGGGAACAAUUCUUUCUGCCAAGAAAUAAGUUUUAGAUGAGCUUUUAUGCAUGUAACUUAUUCCAACAGGAUGGAGGGACCAAGGAAACAAGACGGGGGAGGCAGAGAGGGCAAGAGUAAAACAGUAGCAUAGCUUUUGUCAUUGUCACUAGCUGAUCCCUCAGGUCUGCUGCAAACACAGCAUGGAGGCGGGGAGCAGAUGACUAUCUGUGUGGGUCUUUUUGUUCGCAAUGAAUGUUAAACAGUUUGCCCAGGAACUGGGGGAUCACAUGCGUCUUAGUGGACAGGGGUCUGAAGUACACUGGAAUUUACUGAGAAACUUGUAAAAACUAUAGUUAAUUAUUGCAUUUUCUUACAAAAAUAUAUUUUGGAAAAUCGUAUACUGUCAAUUAAAGUGUUUUUGUGUAAACUGG
Molecule: messenger RNA, 5503 nt
Organism: Sapajus apella (tufted capuchin)
Lineage: Eukaryota; Metazoa; Chordata; Mammalia; Primates; Cebidae
Gene: PODXL
Product: podocalyxin like
Exons: 7
Coding region: 300-1580 (426 amino acids)
Biological process (GO): negative regulation of cell-cell adhesion; cell migration; positive regulation of cell-cell adhesion mediated by integrin
Cellular component (GO): microvillus membrane; apical plasma membrane
Source: RefSeq, a predicted model, not a curated record